AUGGCGGCAACUGAAGAAAAUUCAAUUCCCUUGGUUGUUAAGAAAUCAGAAGUGGUUCUUGUGAAACCCUCACAGCCGAUACCUGAUGUCUCUCUAUCGCUCUCUACCAUAGACAACGAUCCUCACUGCGAAAUAAUCAACCAAACCGUAUGUGUCUACGCCCCUAAACCCUAUCUUGAAGAUCAAGCCAACGACGACCCGGCUUCUCUUCUCCAAGGUGCCCUAUCUAAUGCCCUAAUCUACUACUUCCCUCUAGCCGGAAAAAUUCACCGGAGAUCGGACGACUAUAGACUUCAACUGAGUUACAAAGCCGGAGAUGGAGUUCCCUUUAUUAGUGCAACGGCUGCGUGCACUCUCUCUUCUCUCAAUUACUUGGAUAGUAUUGGCGAUGCAGCCUACCAACUCGUGCCUUGUUACGAACCCGUGAAAGGUUGUGAAGAAUAUGACCCUCUGGCUCUACAAGUCACCAAGUUUGCGUGUGGAGGAAUCACUAUUGGAAUGACUCACUCUCAUUCAGUCUGUGAUGGUGUUGGGAUAGCUCAGUUUUUCCGAGCAAUGAUCGAGCUUGCCUCAGGGAAGACCCAACCUACUGUCAUCCCCGUAUGGGAGCGAGAGAGGCUCACGUUUAAAGGAAAACUAGGGGACGUCCCGGAUGUGCCAAACGCUGGCUCUUUGUAUACAGAUGACAUGGUCCAAGAAAUCCUCAACAUUACCUCCGACAAUAUUAUGAAACUAAAGAAAGCAAUUGUAGAGGACGAGCAUAUUACAAAUAAGCAGGAGAAUAACGUGGUGGUCACAACUCUGGAGAUUGUUGCGGCCCAAGUCUGGAGAGCACGAUGCCGAGCUCUUAAUAUGAGUCCAGAUGAAAAUAUGGUUUUGUCGUUAGUCAUUGGUAUCCGCGGCAUUAUGGAGCCGUCACUACCAGAAGGUUACUACGGCAAUGCCUUUGUAAUCGGUUUCGUAACAUCAACAGCUAAAGAUCUGAGCGAAUCAUCAUUGUCUCGUGUCGUGAGGCAAAUUAAAGACAUGAAGAGAGCGGUGCUAGACAAGCGGUACGUGUUGGGGCAGCUUAGCCAUAUUGAGAGAAGAUUGGAGAUGAAGGCAACCAAUAAUAUCGUCAGCAUAGGGUGCACGUUACUAACGGAUUGGCGGCAAAUCGGUCUAUUUUACAAUGGUUGGGGAGGUUUAGUGAACAUUAUACCUUUAGUUCCGAGGACAAAUCCACUUCUCUAUAUUUUACUUCCCCCGCCAAAGGCAGAUCCAGGAAUGAGUGGUGGUGUUCGAUUGCUGGUAACGCUUCCUAGGGAUGCGAUGGCGAAGUUCAAGGAAGAGAUGAAUAUUGUCUAA
Eruca vesicaria subsp. sativa (arugula) is the source of this 1347-nucleotide messenger RNA. The record is from the annotation of a GenBank genome assembly. Lineage: Eukaryota; Viridiplantae; Streptophyta; Magnoliopsida; Brassicales; Brassicaceae.